Messenger RNA from Lachancea dasiensis, 2619 nucleotides. NCBI's taxonomy places the organism in Eukaryota, Fungi, Ascomycota, Saccharomycetes, Saccharomycetales, Saccharomycetaceae. The record is from the annotation of a GenBank genome assembly.
AUGUCAUCAGUUGUGCCUCAACCGCCAUUCAAAGUUAAGGCACAUUAUUCGUGGUCUGGGGAAACUCGCUCUGACCUUGGGUUCCUUGAAAACGAUAUCAUUCAAGUAACAAAGGUUAAGGGAGACUGGUUUUAUGGCACGCUGCUCAGAAAUUCAAAGAAAUACGGCUAUUUUCCUAAUAACUUCGUUACCGUCAUCCAAGAAAACCUCAAUAAUUUCGAUACGUCGACUAGAAAACAGAAUCUAGGGAGUUCUUCUACUACUCUUUCGAAACAUGAAUUCGCUAUCCCUAAUAGAGGCGUCGACUCUUGCUCACAAAAAUUUAAUAAGCAGGCCAUGAGUGACCCAAGGAAGGACGUGAAGGAUGAAAAACGCCAUGUCCCUAGAAAUCUUCCUAUAAAAGGUUCACAGAUGGAUAAAAUACCUCAGCCGCUUGCUAAACUUGGCCCAGCUUCCAACAGCACCCCACAACUUGGAGUAUCCCAUAACAAGACUAUGCCUGGACUGAAGUCAAGUGAUUAUCAAAAGCGAGAAGCGGUUUCCAGAGCUCGCCGCCGGGAAAAUGAUAGCGAAUUACCACCACUACCACCCAUCCCCCAGCUACAGCAGCGUUUGAAGCCUAAAAACGUAGUACCGAAGUCUUUUUCUUCCAACGAUCUUCCGGAGAUAAACAGUUCUGGAUUAGACUCCCGCAUGUCUUAUAAAAGAACUUCAGCUGAUUUUUACGAUGGCUAUAGUCCUCGGGAAUCCUCUUCUACAGGCUCCUCAAAUCUUUUUUCUCAGUCUCAGUAUUUGGAUGAUUCGGUCACCAGCAGCGUGGACAGCUUUUCCCUCAUGAGUGAUUUCAGCGCAACGAGUGCCGGAAGCUUUGCCCGCCACCGGUUUGCAAAGUCCUUCAAUGAUUCUAUUAAGAGGUCCCAGGGCCAUGCAGAUGACGGAUUGGCGAGGUCGAAGAAUGGUUCAUCUAACCCGAGGAAAAUGAAUGGAAUCCUAAAAAAAUUUAUGUCGAGAGGCGGUGAUCGCUCUCCAACUUCUCCGACUGGUUCAUUUCCAAAACUUCCAGAUUUGACGUCGCUCAAGCUUGACUCUUCGCAAGGCGAUGCACAUGGGUGGGUGGAAGCCAAAGCGCACCUCCACAGGGCUCAAACUUUGAACUCUCGGGAGCGCCAUGAUAGACAGAUGCAAGCCCUCGAGGACAACAGAGAUUUGGUGUUACAUCCUCAAGAGUACAUAUUGGACGAAAUCAAUUCGAAUGAGGUUAGACAUAGGCGGCAACCUGGCCUCGUUGAUGUGGAGCUUAAUUGCAUAGAUAAGGAAUUCAUCGCUGACUUAAUCAAAAAGAAGGCGAGGAAAGGAGGUGUGUCUUCUAUUGAAUUGUUUGCUCGUCAAACGGUCACUUCCUCGUUUAAAAGUCAGGUCGAGAUGUUAUUUGCGACGUUUAUUUUUUGCACAGAGACCUUUGCCCUAGUUGAUGAUCACGGUAAGACUGAUUUUGGUAAGGAACCUCAAAAUCUUAGUAAAACCUUGCACACUCCAUACUGUACGCCAUAUGAGUUGACUUGGAUUUUCAAGCGAAUGGCCAAUGCUUUAGGAAUUGUUUGUGAGAUUGUGGUUGGUUUUCUAAAGACUCCAGGUGCUAAUAAUAUGGACUUUAAGUACAACCAUUGUUGGCUACGGGUAUUGGUCAACGAAGAAUGGCGAAUGGUGGACGUAAUUCUUGGAAACAUGUCGAAUCCCAUCCAUGAGUAUAUCACCAACGCUAAGGCUGAACAUGCAGAAGCCUUUUAUUUCCUUUCCCAACCUCUCCAAUUCAUAUACACUCAUGUGCCACGCCUUUACCAGGAGCAGCAUAUUAUCCCAAUUGUAGAUCAGACCAUUGCAUUAAGCCUCCCUGUCGUUUUCCCAUCUUUCUUCUACAAUGAGCUGAUACUCCACAAAUUUAGCAAUGGACUGGCAAAAUUACAGGAUAACCAAAUUUACGAGGUGACAAUCGCAAUUCCCAACGAUGUUGAGAUUUUUUCCUCAGUGGUAGUUGAAGAACCGGCUGGCCAGGAUAAUGAGAAGAUGGACUUGUCUUUGGUACAGAUUAAGCAUCGUAAGAAAGACAGGUUGGCUGUGGUAAAGGCCGUAUUGACGCCAGGUACAUCACGGGGAGUUCUUCACAUCCACUCAGGCAUCAAAGGCACGCAAACAACCCUGGUAAACAUUCAUCCGCUGUCCCUUAUAAUACCUCUGGAACACAGCGGAACCACCAAAAGUUACGAAUUUGUCACUCGGAUACCAUCGAGAGCCCUUCAAAAAGUUGACAUGUACAUCAAAGAACCUCAAAACAAAUAUCUCUUCCCAAACAACGAUUAUGAUUUUGAAAUUAUCCAACAUCCGUGCGAUGGUGUCAUAUAUGGAUCUCCGGGAUUCAACAAAUCUUUCAAGCAGGCCCUUGCCAUACAGUCGCCUUCCGGAAAACUACAUUUAUUACGCAAAAGCGAUCCUAAUUUUGAGUUUGGAACCUGGGAAGUGUCGAUCAAGGGUAAAGAUAUGGAGUCUGGGAAAUGGGUUGGCUUGGCCACGUCUGAUGCUGGUGCCGGAUGGUGUGCUUUUGCAGAAUGGAGAUGUAUCUAG